UUACCUCAGCAAGGACUCCCCUUUCCUACCUUCUGUAAACCGGAAAUAUUUUACGCCACUCGCUGUUACUCCUGCCCGCAGUAGAAAUGAAAUAUAAAGUAUUCAGUGCGUGGUUACCUCAGAGGAUGUGGGGAAGCCCAGCGGGUAUUUGUUAGUCAGGGAGAGUGCGACGUCCCUCUCUAGGUGGUUUGUCUGGUUGUUUAAAGGUUGUAGCCCUCCCAGUCUCCUCACCCCGGCUUUCAAAAAGGCUGAGUGGGGGAAUGGAAGUCGUCUGCACAGAGAGGAGUGGGGUUGAAAUAAAACACUCCUGUUUUAAACUAGGUUUAUAUGUUACGUUGCGUGUUAAGGAUUCAAGUUUGUUUUGUGAGCCGCCCAGAGUGCUUCUGCUAAUAGGCGGUGUAGAAAUGUAAUAAAUAAAUAUGAAAGGUGUAGAAGACCACAGGGCUGUGACGGGAAGGAAAAAUCAGUGAUCUUGAAGGAAUAAAGCCAGGUUAAGACAUCUGGGCCAACUGUUGUUAGUCAGCUGGCCAAGGAAUAGUUUGAGGCUUUUGACCAUAUAUGUAUCAAAGCUCUGUAGGGCUUUGGCGAGCCUCCCCACUCUUAAGUGUGCCUACUGCUGCAGUGGCUUACCUUUGUUGCUGUUUGAACACCCCUGUCCGGUACUAUGUUGGCAGAGCAAGCCCAGAAGUGGUUCCCGACUCACGUACAGGUCACAGUCCUUCAGGCCAAAGAUCUGAAGCCAAAGGGCAAAAGUGGCACUAAUGAUACAUACACUAUUAUACAAUUGGGAAAGGAGAAAUACUCCACCUCAGUGGCGGAGAAGACCCUGGAUCCCAUAUGGAAAGAAGAGGCCUCAUUUGAAUUGCCUGGAUUGCUGAUGGAAGGGAAUUCUGAGAAAUACAUCCUCCACCUGAUAGUCAUGCACAGGUCCCUUGUCGGGCUUGAUAAGUUUCUGGGACAAGUGGCAAUAAAUUUGAAUGAUAUCUUUGAGGACAAGCUCAGAAGGAAAACGGAGUGGUUUAGUCUAGAGUCCAAACAAGGGAAAAGAACUAAAGACAGAGGAGAAAUAAAAGUCAAUAUUCAGUUUAUGAGAAACAACAUGACAGCAAGUAUGUUUGACCUCUCAAUGAAGGACAGAACUAAAUCUCCUUUUGCUAAACUAAAGGACAAAAUGAAGGGUCGCAAGACUGAUGGGACAUUUUUGGAUACAUCCUCUGCAAUCAUACCAAGUACUCAUAUGCCAGAAAUGAACACUGUAAGUUCUUUCAUUGAAAAAUCGAAACCAAAAAAGCCUUUUCUUUUGGGACCUCAGCGACUGUCUUCAGCUCAUUCAAUGUCUGAUUUAAUUGGGCCUCAGGUGACUUCAGAAAAAAUUAAAUCCGGCACAGUUGGCAACACAUUCCUCUUCAGACGUCAGCUUGAGUCUGUUGGUUCUAUGGAUGAAAGUGGAAAUCUAAAAUCUCCACACAGACGGACAUUAAGUGCAGAUACAACUAAAGUGAACCAACUCGACAGCACAGUUGAUGAUAGUGACUCAGCUUUUGGAGCACAAAAUGACCCUUUUACAAAUGUGAGUGCUUCAUUGCCUCAGAAGUUUGCCACAUUGCCAAGGCAGAAGAAUCCAUUUGAAGAAAGUCCUGUAUCAUGGGACCAAAACAUAGGUCUGUUUUCAAAACCUGUUGAAGUAAAAAAAGAUGUUAAGAAAGAGAGAAAGGAAAAAGUUAGUCUUUUUGAGAGAGUGACUGGGAAAAAAGAUAGUAAACGGUCAGAUAGACUUAGCAAUGGAGGAUCAGAUGGCUCCACUGACUUGAAAUCACCCAGUGCUUUUGGAGAAAAUCAUCAGCACAGUUUUGAUUUUGAUUCAAGUAAUCCCUUUACAUCCAGCUUCAAGCCGACAAGUGUGCUGCCAUCUUCUAGUCUUAAUGUGAAUACUGGAAACAUUGAAGACCUCCGGAAAACAAUGGAUGGAAAUCCUUUUGAUGUUGCUGCAGGAUACCGUAACCUUACAUAUGAAGAAGUCUUACAGGAGUUAGUGAAACAUAAAGAACAACUGAAGAAGAAGGACACCCAUAUUCGUGAACUUGAGGAUUAUAUUGACAAUCUUCUUGUACGAGUAAUGGAAGAAACUCCCAGUAUUCUUCGAGUGCCAUAUGAACCUUCUCGACGAGCUGGCAAAUUUUCCAAAAGCUAAGCCAAUACCAACACUUCAUGGUGUUUCUUUAAUAUGAUGGACUGCUUAUUGCAGUGUGUUUUUUAUAUCUUAAUUUCAAUUAUCCACUCUUUUCAUUCUGAGAAAAUUUGACUCCAAAUAUUGACUGAUAUUUCCCAAACUGGCAAUCUGUACAUGAGUUAUAUAACAUUUUACAAAAGUAAAUUUUAGUUCCAUUUGUUGAAAAAAAAUUCCUUUUAACUUAAGCAUUUUCUUGCAGGUGCAUUUUCUUUUAAAUAUUACUGCUUCCUACACAGUUGUACAGCUAUGAUCCCAUAUACAUACUUGAAUAUUUAUUUUGCACUUCAGUCAAUCUUUUUGAUGUUACAGCAUGCUGUCAAAGUGAAUGCGCACAAGCAGGAUGUGUUUUGCAGCUCUAAACAUGAAGGAAAAUGUGAUAAUAUAUGACUUCAUUGUUAGCAAUUUAUGCCUUGGAAUCACCAAUACAUACUUCAUAAUUAGGAAGUGUCAUAUAAUGUUUUUGCAUAAAAAUGUUGACACUUUUGAUUCUGGAAUGAAAUAUAUUUGAAAUGGUUAAAUUUCUAGUUCUUUAAGGAAUUUGGGCUUUUGAAAUGGCAAAUAGCAACUUAUUAAAUCUGUAUGGAUGUAACUGAAGCUGGAUAUAUAAGGAAACCGCAUACCACUUGUUUAAACAUACAAGUAUACAUUAAGACUAAGUAAGUAAAACCGAAGAGAGUGAUGAAUUAAUGCCUCGUUUGCUUAAAGUCUAUAUGAAUUCGUCUAGAUAAGGCUGACAGGGACAUAACAUUCUGAAAAAUUAUACAUAUUUCCUUCGCCUUUCCAAAUUUGAAACAGGAAAUGGAAAUGAUAUAUAUUUGUCAUUACUGAUCUAGGUGAUAGCUCUCUAAAAUAGGUUGGAGGGUUGUUGUUUUUAUAGACUUGUUUUUCAAGACUAUAUUCUGCGUCAAAACCAUUCUUCACUUAAGAAGGAUAGAGGUAUUUGAUUAAGCAUGUCUCUAACUAGGUAACUUUUGUGUUUAGUGUUGUGUGUCUUAUUUCAAAGUGGCAAAAUGCAAUUUCUAAUGAAAAACACUGCCAUGAAGAGAAUAUUGUUUACUAUACCAGUAAUCAAAAAUUUGUUAUUUUAAUUUGCUUUAUACAAGACUUUAAGCAGAGUGUUUACUAGUGUCAAAUAUAAAGUAGGCUUAGACAUUAGAUACAUGAGGUGUUGAGAAGAGGGCAUUUUAUUUUCAGAUUUUCAUGUGUGUGUUUUCUUGCUGGUUUAAUGAGCAUUUUCAAACAUGGACAUAAGCAGGACUUUUCUGAGGAGGAGAAACCGAAGACUAAAAUAUAUUUUCCUUUUUUAUUAUUAUAAAUGAUACAAAUUCAAAUUGCUUUUCAUUUUCUUUUCCCACAUUAACAUGCCAACAUUUUUUCUUAAUCAAAACACCCACGUAACUGGAAUAGUAUAGGAGCUAUCAUCAGAAGAUGGAGGGGCAGGAAUUCUUAAGUAUCCUCAGCCAUAUUAAACAGAAUACUAUGCCAUGGACAUCUUGUUUCAGUGGUUUCCUCUAUAGUGGUUUGGUGGCUCCUAAUUAAUCAGUAAAUCAUAAUAUAUUGAGUACUGGUACUAUGUCUCAGAACACCCAGGGUUUCCCCCCUGUAUUUCAAGUCUACAUGGUUUCACUUUAUUCUAUCAUACUCAUGUGCCAAAGGAUACAUUCUAAGCUAUUUUUUGUGUUUUAAGGUUAGCGUCUCAGUUUUAAGUAGAUGUUUACCUUCGUUGUUUAUACCAGAAUGGAUUUUAAAAUCCAUUGCUCAUUUAAAGCUUGCAGAUGUUUCACAGUACCAUAGUUAAUGACUUCCACCCAUGAUAAUGGAAACGACUGGGCCAUUGAUGUUUAAUUUGAACUUCCAUUUUAUGCGACUUCAUCAUGCCUCUUCAGUGAAUAUUCCUUAAGUACAACAGAAGAGCAUGAACCACCGAAUUCUAAGCUCAUAAUGUUCUGAACUUUUAAUCUCUACCACCUUUCAAAUUAUGUCUUAUUAGAAUCGUCAUGUGAAAGAUCAAAAUGCUUGACUAUAGAACUUUUGAUCUAUGUGACAGAGCUCUUAAGAACUUUAGCUGAAAAUGUUAUGAGGGGUUUUCAUAUGCUUUAUAGUCCAGUUUUUCUAUCUGAUCAGUAAUUGAAUUCAUGCACCUUUUUAUUUCCAGUAUUUAAUGGCAAAAUAUCUGAAGAAAAGACCUGUGUGGUAACUAAAAUAGACACAAUGUAAUGUUUACAAAAAACAAAAAAGUAAUCACAAUGUAUAAAAAAGAUGACUUGAAAUACAUUGACUAAAUAUUAUUUUAAAAGCUGGUCUAUAUUCUCUGAGUAUUAGGCACAGUCUAGCUACAUGCUGUCUGAGCCUACAGGAGAGCAUGUUCAGGACUGCCUUGUACAAUUCCCAACUCCCAGCCAUAGUAGAAAUGAGGAGAGACUGCCUAUGCUGGCAGGUUUGUUGUGCCUGUACCUCCUCAGCAAUGUACAGUGCAACUCUGCUCUGAGUACAACCUUGGUGAUAUCUCACUCCAGUAUUAGUGUGUCCUCAGAUUCUGUGAUUCUCUUUGAAGUAUAUACAAUAUUCAUACCAGCUUAAAAUAGUUUGUUUUAGUUCCUAAAAUUUAGGAACUUCAAAAUCCAUUCUCCAAUGCCACAUACUGUAUGGAUGGGCAAUAUUGAGAAUACACAUACUCCACACAUUCUUGUGUAUCUUUCUUGUUAAAAAAAAAGCAUGUAGGACUUACUAUGAAUCAUACUUUAUUCAUUUUGAAACAGUACUGCCUUCCAGCAGAAUGGCUAGUACUUUUUAUAAAAUAUAUGAAGGUCAUUUUUGUGAAAGGUUAUUGUCAACAAAAAAUAAUGCUUAAUAGUAUAUUACUUUUAACUGCUGUAUUUUUAUGUUGAAAUUGAUUACCAUUUACUAAUGAAUGUAAAAUUAUUCAUAGAUUAUACUUAGCCACAUCUUUUAUUGUUGGCUGUAAAUCAAGCUCUAGUUGUGAUGUUCCAGGUAUGAAAAUAUUGCCUUGUAUUUGAAAGUUUUAUGACCGGAGUCAUAUUCCCAACUAACCAUUUUAAUAAGUUAUUCCUCCCCCCCCCAUCCCAAGUCCUUUGCUCAAUUAGUUCCUCAAAAGAAAUGAUGCAUAUGUCUUAAAAUAUAUUUACUGCUGCACUGCAAUAUUAUUUACAACUAUAUAUUUGAAAAAUGAAAUGUAGACUAAGGGCUUCCCCACAAGCUGAGCUCCAUGUAUCCCUUAAGAAUUGUAGUAGCAGUAGAAUUGAAAAUGUAUGUAUUUCAAAAUAUGUUUGAUGUAUGUCAGAUUCUUUGCUCUUUCAAAGCAGCUGACAAAGGAUCACAACACUGAUAGAUAAAAAAAGAUCUGUGGUAGGUUCUGUUAAACAAUUCUCUUCUAGGUAUUCUAAACACUGAGUAUAAGAAGCAAAUUGUGAAGAAGCAAGAGUUGCAUUCCUAAAUCCCUAUUUCUAUGUGACCAAAUUGGCUCUAAAUCUAGAUACAGUUCCUAGCAGUAUUUAGUAUGCAACAGCUAUAGCACUUUAAUUGUUUUUUAAAAAGGUUUUCAGAAUGAUUUCUGUUAAGUAAGGUACCUGCUCCUGAAGUAUUGUUGGCCCUCUCUUGAUCCUUCAGAUUCUGUGUUCAGGGAAUCUGCAGUAUUUACAAUUCAUUCUGUUACAAAUGGUACAACCACUUAAUUCAGCAUAGAUGAUUCCAGAUUAUAUUUACUUGAUACUAUAAAAUACUAUUAUGUUAUAGAGUUGUAUAGCAAGUUUACAAAAGAUAUGAGCAUGGCUUGGACGAAAGAGGGUUCAUUUGUUUUUGUGCAAUGACUAAUCAUUUGUACUUUUUUUUUUUCAAAAAUGGAAAGUCACAAUUUGUGUGGCACCUGUGUAUGUAGAAUGAUGAAAUGCAUGAACUAUCAUUUUGGUUGCAUUGGUACCCUUGAACACUUUUUAUUUAAUCAAAAUUGUAAUCUUAAUUUUAGAUUUUCUCCCAGUGAUUGUUGCAUGUCAAACACAAAUAAAAUGCCACUGUGCACUACAACCUCUUGUCUAGCCAU
Messenger RNA from Elgaria multicarinata webbii, 6287 nucleotides. RefSeq names its product RAB11 family interacting protein 2 (gene RAB11FIP2). The transcript has 5 exons. Gene Ontology annotation, molecular function: small GTPase binding. Gene Ontology annotation, biological process: regulated exocytosis. The record is from RefSeq and is a predicted model, not a curated record. Lineage: Eukaryota; Metazoa; Chordata; Lepidosauria; Squamata; Anguidae. Gene Ontology annotation, cellular component: phagocytic cup; endosome. Bases 665 to 2191 code for a protein of 508 amino acids.